This is a messenger RNA of Colletotrichum graminicola M1.001, 1035 nucleotides long. Its product is annotated as cytochrome c/c1 heme lyase. The record is from RefSeq and is a predicted model, not a curated record. Gene Ontology annotation, molecular function: holocytochrome-c synthase activity. The transcript has 3 exons. Gene Ontology annotation, cellular component: mitochondrion. Gene Ontology annotation, biological process: cytochrome c-heme linkage. NCBI's taxonomy places the organism in Eukaryota, Fungi, Ascomycota, Sordariomycetes, Glomerellales, Glomerellaceae. Bases 1 to 1035 code for a protein of 344 amino acids.
AUGGGUUGGUUCUGGGCCGAUGGUCCUGUUGCGCCCGUCAAGGCGAACUACGUCUCCGCGGCGCAUCCUCAUGGUGUCGCUGUCCCUUCCGGACCUCCUCCUCCUGGAUGUCCGAUGCACGAAAAGACUCUCGGCGCCCUGAACCCGAGUACAAAGCCCGCCACCGCACCCGCUCCUCCUUCCGCAUGCCCCGUCCCCCACGAUCAGCGACAGUCCGCCGCGCCGCCGCCGCCGUCGUCAUGUCCCGUGCCGCACGACGCGCCCAAGCCCAAGCCCGAGUCCAAGGGCGGCUUCCUCCAGCAGAUCAACCCCCUGAACUACAUGUUCAAGGAAAUCUCCCAGGCCCCCGCCGAGAACCAGGCCAUCGUCUUGCCCACCGAGCGCGAGCCCUCGACGAUACCAAGGGGCUCCGGCGACGGCAACUGGGAGUACCCCUCGCCCCAGCAGAUGUACAAUGCCCUGCUGCGCAAGGGUUACACUGACACCGAUAUCACCGCCGUUGAGUCCAUGGUCUCGGUUCACAACUUCCUCAACGAGGGAGCCUGGGCAGAGAUUGUCAGCUGGGAGGAGCGCUUCGGCAAGGGCCUGUACAGGGGCUGGCAGGCCUGCCGCCGCGGCGAGGAGAACGCCGACGAUGAGGUCGAGAAGCUCAAAGACGGCUCCGAGACGCCCCCAACCCUGAUCCGCUUCCAGGGCCGCCCCAAGGACAUGACCCCCAAGGCCGUCAUGUGGCAGGUUGCCGGCUGGCUCUAUCCCUCCAAGUUCGAGACCGAGCCCCCCUUUGACCGCCACGACUGGUUCGUCUCCCGCAAGAUGGGCGAUGUCGAGAAGGAGGUCCGCUACGUCAUCGACUACUACUCGGGUGAGCCCGAGCCCACCGGCGAACCCGUCUUCUAUCUCGACGUCCGGCCCGCCAUGACGCCCCUCGGCGCGGCGGAGCGGCUGAUCCGAUGGGGCGGCGACGUGUGGUGGAGGGCCUCGGGCGCCGAGGUGCGCGAGAAGGAACGGCUCGAGAACCAGUGGAAGAAGAGUUAG